CCAGCCCCGCCCGCCGCCGGCGCAGUCGCGUCGCAGCCCGUCCCGGAAGGGCUCCUGUUUCCCAGCGUGCCCCGCGCGCUCCUUUCCGGCCGGUGCCCGGGCAGGCGUCGCUGAGAUGGCUCCCGCGAAGAAAGGCGGCGAGAAGAAGAAGGGGCGCUCUGCCAUCAACGAAGUAGUAACUCGGGAAUACACCAUCAACAUUCACAAGCGCAUCCAUGGCGUGGGCUUCAAGAAGCGAGCACCGCGCGCUCUCAAGGAAAUCCGCAAAUUCGCGAUGAAGGAGAUGGGUACUCCUGACGUUCGCAUCGAUACCAGAUUGAACAAAGCAGUCUGGGCUAAAGGAAUAAGGAACGUUCCUUACCGUAUCCGUGUGCGUCUCUCCAGAAAGCGCAAUGAGGAUGAGGAUUCCCCCAACAAGUUGUACACUCUGGUUACCUACGUACCAGUCACAACAUUCAAAGGUCUACAGACAGUCAAUGUGGAUGAAAAUUAAACAAAUUUUCAUUACAAUAAAAAGAUAAAAUAUAUUCUUAA
Prinia subflava (tawny-flanked prinia) is the source of this 534-nucleotide messenger RNA. RefSeq names its product ribosomal protein L31 (gene RPL31). The transcript is spliced from 5 exons. Gene Ontology annotation, biological process: cytoplasmic translation. The record is from RefSeq and is a predicted model, not a curated record. Gene Ontology annotation, molecular function: structural constituent of ribosome. NCBI's taxonomy places the organism in Eukaryota, Metazoa, Chordata, Aves, Passeriformes, Cisticolidae. The coding region runs from base 116 to 493 and encodes 125 amino acids. Gene Ontology annotation, cellular component: ribosome; cytosolic large ribosomal subunit.